Molecule: messenger RNA, 2616 nt
Organism: Rhipicephalus sanguineus (brown dog tick)
Lineage: Eukaryota; Metazoa; Arthropoda; Arachnida; Ixodida; Ixodidae
Exons: 4
Coding region: 329-2539 (736 amino acids)
Source: RefSeq, a predicted model, not a curated record
GUGGCGAGUCUCAUGUUCAAACCCGACGCUGUCCGUCGUUAGUCUUUGUUUGAUUGACGACAUCACAGUGCGCCGGGCCCUCUAGAUACUCCGUCGGUUGAUCAGAUAUCGGGCUAUCAGUACACCAUGCGCACGCGCAGCUCCAACGGCGAAGGCGCGGGCGCGAUAUCGGACAAUCAUGCGAUUUGACUGGCUGCUUUUUGCUGGGUGCCUGGCAGCUUCAAGAGCUUUGAUCCGGCGAUUGAGCGAAGCGUGUCGAUUUAAUUGCCUCCCUUCGACACUGUGGCACUGAAGAACUUCGACUACGAGCUGAACUUCAGGUACCGGCAUGGACGGCGCGCUACGGUCUCUGCAACAAAGAAUGGCAUCGGGCAACCAGAGCCGUUACCCUUGGCGUUGGACUCUGGAACGCUUGCUGCGUGGCCUCAGCACCGAACGCGCUUGCUCAGCCGAUGCGUUCAGAGAAUGCUGGCUCAUCGGACAGAUAGCCCUGUGGAACCAGGCUCUGCGGCCAGCGAGGCUUGUGUUGACCGAGUUCGAGCCUGGGAAGCUAUGCCUGCGCUCCUAUGACGACCGGGACGGAUUCGGCGCCAUGUACCGUGGCGGCAGUGGCAACGAAAUUGACGGUUCUUUCCUGAUGGCCUGGCUUCCCAGGCAGCAUUUUUGCAUCCACGAAGUCCGGGUGCACGACAGAAUGCACGUAGAACGGCUCUCCUUCGUGGCUUCUUUCAUCGUUGGGCCAGCCCCCAACCUACACCGUGUGGUGUUGAGACCCCGCUACAGGCUCGAGCCCGAGGGUGGGUUCCUCGAGGCGUUUGGCCCGCCGCAGUGCCUCCGAGACCUCAGCCUCUCGAACGUUCACAUCACAGACUCCAUCGCGCCUAAGGUGGCCGAAGUUCUGCGCGCAAACGCCUCAACCCUGCAUACUGUCGCUCUCGUCGGAAACCAGCUCUCUCCGGAAGCCGCCUGCACCUUGCUUCUCGCACUUGUCGCUUGCGAGCAGCUCAGAGACUUGAGCCUUCAAGAUAGCACGGAUUCCUCUGCCUGCGACGCCAUGGCGGAGUUGUUCCGGAGCAACAGGGCACUUCAGAAACUCACGUUGGUGGGACUCGGCAAGGCCGGCAUGACCUGCAAGCACUUCGAUAGCUCCGACCGACGCAGAGUUUGCGCGCACUGUCUGAAAGACAUGUUUGCUGCGUUGGGGAGCGUUCUGUGCUUUCAGGACCUUACAUUGGUAUCGACCCCGAUCAAAGCCCUGAUGGGAGCGACACUGGCGCGCUUCCUCAAAAGGCAUCACUCGAUCGUCACAUUGUCGCUAGAAGGCUGUACAGUUGACUCCGAAGGUGCGGUGCAGAUUGCCAAAGCGCUGUCCACCAACUGCACACUGGAGCAUCUGCGCUUGCCAGACUGCACUCUUGAAGGCGAUGUUGUCACCAAGUUAUGUUCGGCCAUUGCUGCCAACAAAAACCUAAAGAAUCUUGUGCUGCCAGAGUUCUUCACUUCAUCACGAACGAUAGAUGAAGGAGGCCCUACACUCGACCUGCUGAAGCGCGUGUGUGCUGGCCGGGUCUACUUUCCCCUUUCUGUGCCUCUGCCAUCAUUCGUAUCUCCGGCCCUGGCGGAAGGCCUUUCGUGUGCUUCUAAGCUCAAAAUAUGCCACUGGGGAAUUGUGAGCGAUGUAGUUUUUGCCAUGUACGCCUCUAUGUCCCUAAAUUCUUCGCUGCAAUGCCUCCACGUUGACUACAUGGGUGGUGCUGAAACCGGCGCUGAAUCGGAAUCCCUCCUGAACGCCUUGUGCGUCGCCCUCACGGCCUGCGGACGCUUCCACACCUUCCACCUGGACUUGCACAGGUCCUUCAAUGACUUUGAGGAGGCAAUCCCACUGGCAGAAAUCUUCAAUGCCCUGGCAACCAAUCCACGCCUAAGGAAGCUUUCGCUGACCGUUCCACGCUUGGACCAAAAGGCUGCGCAGUUGCUGUCCUUAUUUGUGCCACAGUGCAAGAGGAGUUUGGUCGAGCUUCGUAUCAAGAGCUGUGAUGCCAUUCCAGAAGCUGCCUUUUCUGUGGUUUUUGCCAUGGUGACGAAGAACAUGUUCCUGUCAAAGCUGACACUCAGGUGCACUGCGUGGGACGAUGUGGUGCGGGCCAAUGCAGUCCUGGACGACGCCUUGGAGCGCAACUUGGGACUGCUCAACAAGGCGGCACGGUUUGUAAUGAGCAUGGACAGCGUAGGAGGGCCGGGGUCACUGGCCAACGAACGCAGUUGUGCCACUGCUUUUGACGAGCUGUGGAACACGGCAGCACUCUCGGAACAUCUGGUGACCCUGUCUGGAAAGCGCGAACACGAAGUGUUGCAGGACGUCACAAAGGCCAGGUGCUACCUGCAAGAGAAUUACAUGGUCUAUGCAGGCGUAGUGCAGGCAUCAGUUGUUUGUGAAGCCAUUGACGGGAGCACGCAGCUAGACGUACUCAACGCUGAUUGCUGGCGUGCCAUAGUGCAAUACCUUAAGCUCAGCGACGUCAAAGCAUCUGUUCUCUGAGCGAGGGGACCAGCUUUGUUUGUAGCAGUGGGGCAAGCAUUACGUUCCCAGGUUCCUGCUGCUAGAAAAAAAAACAC